UGAAAAAUCAGAAAUCUUAAUAACAAUACGACAUUUGACGAUAAAACUUAAAUUUUUUGGCUUUUCCUAGGUAUUUAAGUUUUGUUUUUUUUUUGUCUAAACGCAUCCAUACAAUUUACUUUUGGUGAAGUUAUUUUUACUAUUAAUUAAGUACUUUUUAUGUCUACUUAAAACAUAAAUUAUGAACAAUGUUUUUAUUGUGCCUAUCGCUCUUAAAAUAGUUCGACUUGGUUUCAAGGAUAUAUCAAUACGUUGCCAAUCAUCAAAACAAAAUUUGUCUUCAUACUAUGACACAUUAAACCUGAAACCAGGAUGUACAAAAAAAGAAAUACGUAACUCAUUUAUUAAAUUAUCUAAAUUGAACCAUCCAGAUGUAUGUGGUCCUUCUUCUAAUGAUAGAUUUGUACGUAUCAAUGAAGCAUAUAAUGUACUAAUAGAUGAAAACAAGAAAAAGUUAUAUGAUGAAACAUUGGUAUACACCAAGAAUAGUAAUCCAAUCUAUUAUCAUUACCGGGAACGUCAAAAUAGAAUAUUCAAUUUGGUUUUUAAAACAAAUUUAUGUUUGCUGAUCUUUAUUAGUGAAAAUUGGAAAGAUGUAUACAAUAAUCCAAAAAACCAUUGGCUAGCAUCAAAUAUUGCUAUUGCAGGUGUCUGUCUUUCUAUACUAGUUGUUGGAUCCAUAAUUCGAUAUAAGGGUAUGAAAAAAUCUGCCUCAAUGCGAAGUUUAUUGAUGGAUGAAUCUGAUGAACGUUUGUCCUUUUUAGAAGAACAAAAAUUAAUGAAAAUUGAUAAAACCAAUGAUGAGCUUAUAAAACUGUUUGAACAAAAUAUUGCAAAAGAAUAUGGUCAUAUUGUAAAAAAAUAAUUUGUUGUUACAUUGUAUUAUUUGUUUCUAGACUAUUAUUGUUAACUUUUUAAUGUUUGAAAUAAAUUUGUUGAAUUUAUACAAUA
Molecule: messenger RNA, 951 nt
Organism: Metopolophium dirhodum (rose-grain aphid)
Lineage: Eukaryota; Metazoa; Arthropoda; Insecta; Hemiptera; Aphididae
Product: dnaJ-like protein 60
Exons: 5
Coding region: 182-865 (227 amino acids)
Source: RefSeq, a predicted model, not a curated record